GGAAAAAGAAGAGUUGAUUGAAGAAUGGCAGCCGGAGCCUCUUGUUCCUCCUGUAUCAAAAGAUCACCCAGCUCUCAACUACAACAUUGUUUCAGGGCAAGUCUAACCAAGAUAAUUUCUGUUUUUUACUUCAAUUAAAAUAUUUUAUAUCCAUAUUUUAAGCAUAUUAAUAGCAAAGUAUUUCCAUAUCCCUAAAAACGUUCAUAAAUUAAUUACAUUUUUAGAGGACAGAACUGAAUAUGCCACUGAAGAGAAGGUCCUAUUUUUGUAACCUUAUCAAGGUCCUUAUUAAAAUAAUCUUCACUUCUUUGAAUGUUUUAAUUUAGGGUUUUAGUUUGUUUUUAAUAUUGAAUGGAUACUUUUAUCUUUGUCUUCAUUCUGGUCUGUAUUUUUGAUGGUAAUUUGGUUUUAAUUUCUUCUAAAUAUUAGCAUGUUAUUUACUAACUUUGAGUAAGAGAUUAGGGGGAUCUGAGCAAUUACAAGACACUGCAGGAGAAACUGAUUUUUUGCCUAGCUACUUGACACUUCAUGAAAAGUUAUUCCUUCUUAGAAUAAUAGAUUUGGACCAUCAGAAUGCUUGAUGUGAAAGUUGUUUUGAAUGCACUGUCACAUGGGACAGUGUCAACUGCUUUGCACGACUCCAGGCAGAUGAUGUCGGAUGCUCUUGCAUUAUCCACCAACACUAUAAUCCUGUUGUAGAGGGUCACCAAGUUAAUUAGGAUUUGCCCUUAGUAAAAGUAUGCUGGUCGUCACCUCUCUAUUCUCUGUUUAACAUAGCCUUGUUUUCAGGAGAAUCUGCUCCAUGGUCUUCCUGGGUACAAAGUCCUCCUACCCAUAAAAUCAUUGUUAAUGGCAAGGAAUGUGUAAACUUUGCAUCAUUCAAUUUUCUUGGACUUCUGGAUAAUGAGAAAGUUAAGAGUGCGGCUCAAGCAUCUUUGAAGAAAUACGGUGUUGGUACUUGUGGACCUAGAGGAUUCUAUGGUACUUUUGAUGUGCACUUAGAAUUAGAAGACCGGCUAGCAAAAUUCAUGAGGACAGAAGAAGCUAUUAUAUACUCAUAUGGAUUUGCAACAAUUGCCAGUGCAAUUCCUGCAUAUUCAAAAAGAGGGGACAUCGUGUUUGUAGAUGAAGCUGCAUGCUUUGCUAUUCAAAAGGGGUUACAAGCAUCCCGUAGUAACAUCAAAUUAUUUAAGCAUAAUGAUAUGACAGACCUUGAAAGACUGUUGAAGGAGCAAGAGACUGAAGAUCAGAAGAAUCCUCGCAAAGCCCGUGUAACUCGAAGGUUCAUUGUGGUGGAAGGGUUGUAUAUGAAUACAGGAGACAUUUGUCCUCUUCCAGAAUUGAUAAAAUUGAAGUAUAAAUACAAAGUUAGAAUAUUUUUGGAAGAGAGCCUUUCUUUUGGAGUCCUUGGAGAACAUGGAAGAGGAAUCACUGAACACUUUGGAAUAAAUAUUGAUGAUAUAGAUCUCAUUAGUGCAAACAUGGAAAAUUCACUGGCUUCUAUUGGAGGAUUUUGCUGUGGAAGAUCUUUUAUAAUUGACCAUCAGCGACUGUCUGGUCAAGGCUAUUGCUUUUCUGCAUCCCUGCCUCCUUUGUUAGCUGCUGCUGCUAUUGAGGCUCUGAACAUUAUGGAAGAUAAUCCAGAAAUUUUUCAGACUCUUCGGGCUAAAUGUGAGAGAAUUCACAGAGCUCUACAGGGGAUUUCUGGCUUAAGAGUAGUGGGAGAAUCGUUUUCUCCAGCAUUGCACUUAAGGUUGGAAGAUAGUUACGGAUCUCGAGAAAAUGAUGUGAAGUUGCUCAAGAGAAUUGUGGAUUAUUGCAUAAAUAGUGGUAUUGCAUUAACUCAGGCCCGCUAUCUGGAGAAAGAAGAAAAAUGUCUUCCUUCACCCAGUAUUCGAGUAGUGGUAACAGUGGAACAAACAGAACAAGAACUGGACAAAGCUGCAUCACUUAUUAAGGAAGCUGCAAAGUCUGUACUGAAUUAACCCACAGUUCUGGAUUCCUUUUUCCUCAAAUUAUAAGAAUAAAUGUUUUACUCCGUAUAGUGAAUUCCACUUCAGAUAUUAAAGCUUAUCCACCAUAGACAUUAAACCUUAACUAAUGAGAUUGUUUCAGGAUAGUAAAUAUACAGUGAUGUAUAGAAUGCUGAAUUUUGAAAGUGAUGAAUGACACAAUGUACUUAAAAUUCAGAAUCUAUGUUUUAGUAAUAUUCCUAAAAAUGGAAUAUCAUUGUUGCACGUACGUCUUUUUCACAGGUUUUAUCUUAAGCCUUACAUUUAUUUCUUCAACCCCCUAAAUGUUACCAUACAUAUGGAGACAGAGAGAGAGAGAUGAGAUAUGUAUACAUAUGUAUAUAAUUCAUUUUUUUCCCAAAAACAUCUAAUGUAUAUCUCAGUAUGUAGGAAGUUUACUUGCUUUCAGAAUUAAGAUAGGCUGUUCCUAAUGCUACUAUAAAAGAGAAAUAACAUGUUAAGAGAUAAUUUUGUGCUGUAUUGAGUCAUUCACAGUGGGAACUUCAAUUCUUACUUGUUUAUAUCUGUUUAACCAUUUCUGAAAGCAGUCUGUCAGAAUGCCUGGUCAGAUAAUUGCUAUCAAAAUGGUAAAUUUAUGUUUAACACUGUUUGCAUACUGCAUUUCAUAUGUAAAUAUGCAUAUCUGAUUUUAUGGGUGAGAUUUUUCUUAUCAACUUUAACACCUAAACUGAAACCCCUAAAUUGUGAGAAUGUUGCAAUAUCAUUAUAGUAUGUUCAGUCGGGGGGCUUUUGCACCUGUUCAGAAGAGGAGGCAUAAACAACAUGAAGAAGAACCAAAGUUUUGAAAUGGCAACUGAAUACAAGCUUAUUCAAACAGCUUUGAAGCACUGAAAGGUAGGUAUUAAGUUAUAGCUCUAAACAGCUGCUAUGCAUUAGAGAGGAAAGCUCACAGUAAGUUUACAUGGUACACAUACUACUGAAAUACAACUCAAUAUAUGUGCAUAAAAUCCCAACAUAAUCAGUAAUAUUUGGAGUUUUAUGUUCUUGUAAUUUUCAGUGGUCACAGAUGGAUAGGAACAUAACACCAAUCUGAGGAAACUUGUAAGGAUGUAUGACAGUAAGCCAUAGCUUUUAAUCAAAUAAAAAUGUAGUUCAGUGUAUUUUUAAUAAUACCAGUUCAAAAAACUGUGUUCUACCUGAUCUGUAUUCUGAGUUGUUUUGUACUUACUUUUCUUUUUGGUUGCUGCUACAAGGACUACAGUACUAUUUUUGAGAAAAAUCAUUGUUUAAAUAAACAUUUUAUUCAAAUUUGUA
This is a messenger RNA of Gallus gallus (chicken), 3287 nucleotides long. RefSeq names its product serine palmitoyltransferase long chain base subunit 1 (gene SPTLC1). Bases 1029 to 1985 code for a protein of 318 amino acids. The transcript is spliced from 13 exons. Gene Ontology annotation, biological process: sphingosine biosynthetic process; ceramide biosynthetic process. The record is from RefSeq and is a predicted model, not a curated record. NCBI's taxonomy places the organism in Eukaryota, Metazoa, Chordata, Aves, Galliformes, Phasianidae. Gene Ontology annotation, molecular function: pyridoxal phosphate binding; serine C-palmitoyltransferase activity. Gene Ontology annotation, cellular component: endoplasmic reticulum.